This is a messenger RNA of Acipenser ruthenus (sterlet), 1996 nucleotides long. Its product is annotated as calcitonin gene-related peptide-like. Bases 118 to 498 code for a protein of 126 amino acids. The record is from RefSeq and is a predicted model, not a curated record. Gene Ontology annotation, cellular component: extracellular region. Gene Ontology annotation, molecular function: hormone activity; calcitonin receptor binding. NCBI's taxonomy places the organism in Eukaryota, Metazoa, Chordata, Actinopteri, Acipenseriformes, Acipenseridae. The transcript has 5 exons.
UAUAGAGAUGUGCACCUUAGUUGCAUUCAACAGCAUCAAGAGUUGGUCUACAAGUUGAAAGAAAUCAACUUAAUCUAUUUUUUCACAGGAAGACCUAAUACUCACGGUAAGGGAACCAUGGUUGUGUUGAAGAUCUCUGCUUUCCUUGUUGCUUAUGCUUUGGUUGUGUGUCAGAUGUACAGCUCACAUGCAGCUCCAGCCAGAACUGGGCUUGAGUCUAUGACAGAUCGUGUGACACUCAGUGAUUAUGAAGCCCGAAGGCUACUUAAUGCUUUAGUAAAAGAAUUUGUGCAAAUGACGACAGAAGAACUUGAGCAGCAAGUGACCGACGGAAGCAGCAUUACAGCACAGAAACGGGCCUGUAAUACAGCCACUUGUGUCACUCACCGACUGGCAGAUUUCCUAAGCAGAUCAGGAGGGAUGGGUAACAGCAACUUUGUACCAACCAACGUGGGAGCCAAGGCAUUUGGCAGGCGAAGGAGAGACAUCCAGAUGUAGAAUAGAAAUGACCUUCAGGAACAGGAUCAACACAACUUGACAAGGCAACAUUACAUUUAUUUUGGGUAAACGAAACUCAUGUCUCCAAUCUCCUCCUUUAUAGAAGAAUGGCAUAGAGAAUAGAGGACUGACUUCAUGUCCUCUUGAUGUUAUAAAUAUUUGUUUUGCUUUUGGCAAAGAAAAAAUAGAGCACUUCUGUUAUGUAUAUUACAAGAAAAUCCUGAAUAUAAAUCUAUUCGUUUUUAUAUGCAAAUCUAUUUCAAAUAAGAACAUGAUAGGAUUGAUGAUUUAUUUAUCCUUUGGCAUACAGUACAUAUGUGCAAUGUGAUCCACGCACCUCGAACUUGUCAUGCCAGCACUCUGCAGUAUCUCGGGGAUUACAUUAAAAUUCUGCCUAGCAAGGCUGAUCUGUAAAUUGCUGUGUGUUGUGCCUUGAUGUAAAACACUUCAGAACAUGAUUGUACAGUAUGUUAAAAAAAAAAAAAAAGAAAAAAAACUCAAUAUUGUAACAAUUGUGAAUUUCAGCAAGAUUAAAAAUGUAUUUUAGAUACAGUUGGACUGGAAUACUUGUCUUAUUCCACAGAGAUGAUGUAGAUGGAAGUGACUUUUAUAUGUCUAUGUGAGCACAAGUCCUUGUUCAUCAUUCAACAUGCUGCUUCAUCUCAUCACACUUUAAAAAAAGCCUGCCAGAACUGAAGAAAAGUCACCUGUUCCUUAUUACACACUCCGGGGAAAAAUGAAAUACAGCCCCAUUAACUAGAUGGCAGACCUUUGCUCUCGAAUUUUGGCUUGCCAGUUUACAGGUACUCUUUAACAAGUAGUACUGUUCCUAAAGAAGUCACACCUUCAUAAUCCAGAUAAUCAGAUAAUACCACAACAGGGGUGCUGCCGUUUCUAUUUGCCUGGCAUGUUUAUUACACCACUGAAAGUGAUAUGCAGGGCCCAGGUUAACAUUGGAAUCUACUGCAAAGUUUGUUAAAUGUAAAAAACAUGCUACUUGUGAGAUGAUUCUCUUAAGCUUUAACAUUGCUACUGUAAAUUAAAGCUUUUCAAACACUUCAGAGCAUGUGACACUGACAUGGGUUUUCCUAUUUUCUUUGCUUCUAUUCUGCUAACCUUUUUGGUAACUGGGUGAGUAUGCUUAUAGUUUCAUUGUAGGUCUGAAGAGUUGCCAGCUGUGAUGAAAUAUUACAAUUGCAUUGAAAUAGGGUGGUAGGAUUUUAUUCCUAAAUGAUAUACUUUUGUUUAAAUGUAUAUCCAAGCAUUUUAGCAAUUUAGUGGCAGGACACUAGCAAAGCAAAUGUUCUAUACCGCAGCAUGAGGCAGUGCUAGCACAAGGACUGUAGCUACAAUGGUGUUUGCCUUUGGUUGAAUGGUACAGCAGUGGAAGGGAAGUUAAUUCCAGUCUUUAAUUAACUCCUCUUUCUAUCAAUAGAGGGAAAAUGCCUGUUCAUUUUGCAAAGCAAGAACCCAAUAAAAGUAAUUCAAGAUCUCUUAA